GUCUUCCAGAAAUUCCAGUUUGUUGGAACCCAGGGAGCACUUCGUGCUAGAUCUCACAGCUUUGCAAAUAGGCGGCCAUUGCAAUUUAGACUCCAAGCAGCGCAGCUUGCAAGCGCAAUGGCUGCCAUUGCCCAGUCUGCCAUUGUCGGCGCGAUUUGCGGUCCCGCUGUCGCCUCAGCGGAGGUUUCCAGCAGGACCAGCAUUGUCUCUUUCAAUGGUCUGAAGGCCACCUCUCUCCGUCAGUCUGUGAAGGCCUCCCUCUCGCAACGCGUCUCGUCUAAGCGCGCUGGUCGCGUUGUGUGCGAAGCCACUGGCACCGAAGUCGCGGGCCCUGUGACGGAUGCAACCUUCAAGAGCCUCGUUCUGGAGAGUGAUGUUCCAGUCCUGAUCGACUUCUGGGCCCCAUGGUGCGGCCCUUGCAGAAUGAUUGCUCCCCUCAUCGAUGAGCUCGCGAAGCAGUAUGCAGGAAAGCUCAAAUGCUACAAGCUGAACACCGACGAGAGCCCCAACGUGGCUACAGAGUACGGCAUCCGGAGCAUCCCCACUGUGAUGAUCUUCAAAAAGGGGAAGAAGGUCGACACCGUCAUUGGUGCUGUUCCUAAGUCUACCCUCACCACCACCAUUGACAAGUACUUGUGAGAGCUCAUUUGAGGUCUCGCGUACUUAGAGCUCAUCUUCAUGUGGAUGUUAACCUGCGAAUUUUUUUCGUCAAUUGUAGUAAAUCCAGCCUCGCUCUGUGACCUAGAAGGUUGCAACGAAAACUCGCAGGGUAGAACCCUUUAGUUCUAUCACGCGGUUCAGCUAGCUUGUUACAGAUGUAACCUCCACUUGGUGAACGUGAGGAAUUUUCCAUUCCUAAUCGUAUUUGUGAUGAUAGAUCUUGAGAAGAUCUUUCCGACGCAACAAGAAUCGCUUCAAUCGGAGCAAGAAUGCGAAAGCUAUGAAGAUUCAAAGUUCAUGAGCUUGCGUUACAAUUGCGGCGGUUACAAAGUGAAGUUGUGGGGUGACUUUAUAUGGAGUUGGGACCUUUGGGGUUGGGGAAACUUGUCACUCUACUGUAACAGCUGCAAAUUGGUUGGGAACAACCAAGCUAGGUUGGCAAGGGUGGCCAACUUGGAUGGAUUGGUUGGGAAGGGACAAAUGUCAAAGUUUGGGUUCCUAUAGGGAGGGAAUCUUUGUGCUUAUGGGGUUUCCUUGGUUGGGGACUCUCUUGGGACCUCCCCUCUCAUCCCUCUCUUCCUAUCCCAACCUUUCUCUUGCUCCUUCUAAUUCCUUGUGAGAUUCUUGAACUUUGAUUGAACCUUUGAGAUUGAGUAUUUGUGAUGAUAGAUCUUGAGAAGAUCUUUCCGACGCAACAAGAAUCGCUUCAAUCGGAGCAAGAAUGCGAAAGCUAUGAAGAUUCAAAGUUCAUGAGCUUGCGUUACAAUUGCGGCGGUUACAAAGUGAAGUUGUGGGGUGACUUUAUAUGGAGUUGGGACCUUUGGGGUUGGGGAAACUUGUCACUCUACUGUAACAGCUGCAAAUUGGUUGGGAACAACCAAGCUAGGUUGGCAAGGGUGGCCAACUUGGAUGGAUUGGUUGGGAAGGGACAAAUGUCAAAGUUUGGGUUCCUAUAGGGAGGGAAUCUUUGUGCUUAUGGGGUUUCCUUGGUUGGGGACUCUCUUGGGACCUCCCCUCUCAUCCCUCUCUUCCUAUCCCAACCUUUCUCUUGCUCCUUCUAAUUCCUUGUGAGAUUCUUGAACUUUGAUUGAACCUUUGAGAUUGAGUUAAGU
Messenger RNA from Closterium sp. NIES-67, 1772 nucleotides. Lineage: Eukaryota; Viridiplantae; Streptophyta; Zygnematophyceae; Desmidiales; Closteriaceae. The record is from the annotation of a GenBank genome assembly.